UAUCGAGAUUAUACAUAUAAUAUAUUAGAUAGGAUGCCUAAGUAUUUUUUUAGAAAAGUUAAAAUUAAACAUAAAAUUUAAUAAAAUACAAAUAUGAAUGACUAAAGGUUUACCUUUAUUAAUUCUUCUUCUCGCCAAAUUACUUCAGCAACGUAGGGCCCUGGCAGACUGACAUGUUAUUAUAACUUUUCCUGUAUCUAAGAAUAGAUUGAAUGUUUUAAAACUAUUACAUCACUAUUUUUCUAGCGAUCCUAUUAUACAUGGUGUUCACCUUAACAUAUUAAACUGCUUUAGUUCAAAAAUCAUUUUCCUUGAAAUGUACCUUAUGAAACGGAUAUUUAUAAAACAAUAUUUGUAAACAUAUGUCAGGAUUUGGUGUAACUGCCCCCAGGUUCUUACUUUAUAUACGUCAAGUAUAAAAACCUUUAAAUAAAAGGUAAGGAGGGCAAUAGUUUAAUUUUGUCGUAAGAAAUAUCCAAUAAUAUAUUAUUAGUCUUAAUUUUACCAAGAUUGUACUUCUACCCAUUAUCUGUUAAUCCCAUUACAUUUUAUACAAAAAUUUUAUAAUUCACCCGCUAUAUUAUAUCCCAAAGACGAUAUUUACAAACUGGUGUUCGGUGACAUAACAAUGGUUGUUUUAAAAGAGUCGGAUGUCGCCCACAUAAUUGCAAACUCAGAUCACUGCUUAAGCGAUCAGGAUUGACAUGUUUCAUCAUGAAAUUGUUAAAAUAUGGAUCAAUUGUAUUGUUCGCUUUGUUGGCUUCAAUUUAUGCUGAAAAAUGUGAAAGGAUCAAGAUUGGUAAUGAAUAUUAUAAACGUCACCUUAUUGCUGCCAUCGACGGCUACCCCACAGGAAUGGUCAUAGAUCCAAGAACAGAUAAUAUAUUCUUCCUACUUCAUAAACGGAACUACACAAAGGGAAUUCACAUUUUGAAACACGGAUCUUUAGGAAUCAAGGAGCUACCAGUGGCCGAUGAUUAUAUUGGACAAUGUAUUGGAAUCGAUGUGGCUAACAAUAUAAUUUAUAUAGGAACGAAUCAAGGUUUAGUUACUUAUGACUAUUCAAGACCGGAUAUAAGUGUGGAACGACCAAUCGGUGAUGACGACAUCAGGAGUAUAUUUAUAGACAAAACAGAUAAUCAGAUGUAUAUUACAACGGGCCAUAAUCAUGAAAUAUUCAAGUUUGUUAAUGGUUCGGCCGCUGUAAAAAGAUACGAUAAGAUCCCGAAAGCUUACAACUUUAUAUUAGACAGUAAAGGGAACGAUUUUUAUGAAUACGUUGACGGGAGAUUGUAUUUCUUUCCAAUAGAUUUGUAUGAACCUAUACAGUACAAAGGUUUCUCUAGGGAGCUGAAAUAUAUAUUGAAACUGAAUAACCACGACGAAGCCAUUGUAGCAGUAAAAGGAUCUUUAUUUAGAUUGUUUACCAGAAGUAUUUUACCAGUUAAGAUAGGACAGUUGGGCUUCAAAAUUACAGGUUUAGCUUUUGAUAACAAAAAAAAUAUCAUUAUAGGCACAAGAGGCAAGAUUUACAGAUACAAACCAAUAGAUACUAAUGAUCCAUGUCCUCCUGAUGACUACUUUAUGACCAGUAUAUAACUUUUUAUGUAAAAUAAAUCAAUGUUUAGAACCUAAUAAAUAAUC
Molecule: messenger RNA, 1644 nt
Organism: Pieris napi
Lineage: Eukaryota; Metazoa; Arthropoda; Insecta; Lepidoptera; Pieridae
Exons: 2
Coding region: 715-1599 (294 amino acids)
Molecular function (GO): protein binding
Source: RefSeq, a predicted model, not a curated record